Messenger RNA from Colletotrichum orchidophilum, 168 nucleotides. RefSeq lists its product as uncharacterized. The record is from RefSeq and is a predicted model, not a curated record. NCBI's taxonomy places the organism in Eukaryota, Fungi, Ascomycota, Sordariomycetes, Glomerellales, Glomerellaceae. Bases 1 to 168 code for a protein of 55 amino acids. The transcript has a single exon.
AUGCUCUACGAUAAGAUGACCAUGUACAUUGGCAGCGGUUACGAGGAGCAGAUCCUCAACAUCAUCUGGGUCGGUCUGCUGAGCGUCGAAGCUCUCAUGGUCGCCGGCGUCGCUGGUGUUGCUAUUACGCGCAAGUUCAAGGGCGCCCCCAAGCAGAAGACGAUCUAG